UUAUUUAUUUAUUUUUCCUUUCAUCACUGCUAUCAAAGCGAUAAGAAAAUCCCACAGCGGGGCAUUUCUCCCCCACUCCUCUCGCACACCAGUAACUCCAGAGCUCUGCAACGCCAACUCGUAUCUGGGCUCCAUCAGUCUCCGUCCAUCGACCAAAGAGGAUGAAAGCCUCUUUAAGAGGACGAUUUGAGCCGGAGCGAAGCUCAGCCAUUGCCACCAUCUCCCUCCCCGCCGGCGAUGCCCGCAUCAAAGCCUCCAUCACCGAAGCCACUUUCUCCAAAGGACCUUCCCUCAACGGCCUCUCUCUAUCCUUCGAGAAGCCCGGCUCUUUCAUCAUCGACUACAGCGUUCCUAACCAGGACUUCAGGUUUCAGUUCAUGAACACGGUGCGGUUGGCAGAGAAACCUCUGAGCCUGACCUACACGCAUGUUCUCGGGGCUCAUCAGACGGCAGUUGACGGUUCGCUGCAGUUCGAUCCGGCGAAUAAGCUGUCGGCGAACUACAACUUUGGUUCGGGAAACUGUAAGUUGAAGUACGCUUACGCGCAUGGGGAGUUUGGGAGGGUUCUGGUGGAGCCGAUCUAUGAUGUGUCGAAGAAUGCUUGGGAUUUUGCAGUUUCGAGGAAGUUCGAUGGAGGUGAUUCUCUGAAGGCGAGCUAUCAGACCUCGAGCAAGGUGCUUGGGUUGGAGUGGAAUAGGGAUUCGAAGAUCAAUGGGUGUUUUAAG
Molecule: messenger RNA, 725 nt
Organism: Phalaenopsis equestris
Lineage: Eukaryota; Viridiplantae; Streptophyta; Magnoliopsida; Asparagales; Orchidaceae
Product: outer envelope pore protein 24, chloroplastic
Biological process (GO): regulation of monoatomic ion transmembrane transport
Molecular function (GO): voltage-gated monoatomic cation channel activity
Source: RefSeq, a predicted model, not a curated record